UUUUUUUUUAAAUCGUGACGAAGAAAUAUAAGGCGCAGAAGAAGAAGAAGAAGAAGCUGAAGAGCCACAAAUGGCGCUGGUGUUGCUGCCCUGCGACUUGCCCACAUGGGCGGCGGUACAAAAACACUUGAGCCAAUUGCGCGCCGCACGAUCAGAGCCUCAGGUCAUCGACUGCUUGACCAAAAUCCACCAACUCUGCUGUGUGAGUCUUGACCCUGAUGAGGAUGAGUCAGAGGCCCACAGUUUCGCCAUGUUGCAAACAUACUUGUCAUCUUUGGGAGAUGCAGAACAGGCAGAGUUCUAUGACACUACAUUGCCAACCAUUGUGGACUAUGCAAUGAAGCUCAAGACAUUGAAGCCUACUGAGCGCAGUUUGUGCUACAGUUUACAACAGCAAUCUCAUGCUAGAAUUGAUCAACAAAUUAAGCUGCGGUGUUUUUUCCGGUACUUCAAUCGUAUCAAGGAAAACCCUCCGACUGGGGAAAUAUCCAUCACUAGGAGGGACGAUUUUCUCGUGCUUUCCUCAUCUGGGUUCUUUCCAAUUGAUCAACAAAUUAAGCUGCGGUGUUUUUUCCGGUACUUCAAUCGCAUCAAGGAAAACCCUCCGACUGGGGAAAUAUCCAUCACUAGGAGGGUGAUGCCUGCCAGAGACCACAUGCGGAUCGAGGACUGGGCAGAGUGCCGACAACGUCUGUGUCCAGUUGUUCUGGUACCUGGCAAUAAUGAAAAUAAUAACGGAGUUUGCAGCAAGUCUGCCACAGAUGGCGUUCGCGUCACGCGGUGCGUGUCUGCCAAUGCGGCUGUGGGUGCUGGACUCCUGAGUUGCGCCUCAGCGCCAUCUACGUCCAGCAAGCAUCGCACCCAUGACAAGUUCUCUCAGGAUGAAGUGACAACAAUGAUCACCAGACCCGAGUUAAUGGUGACAAUGUGUUGUGUGGAGGCCCUGGAAGACAACGAAUCCCUGACGGUCGACGGCACUCGACAGUUCUCCGACAUCCGUGUCACUGUCUCACCAACUUCCGAAGAUCUAACCGGAUCCCGGAAGGUGGAAGAUGUGGACAGCACAGAAUGCAAACUGUGUCUGAUUGAUGCAGAAGACUUCAGUGAGUGCCCAGUGAGCCAGUUUGAAGAGAUCUGGAUCCUCAGAGAACUGAACAAGGCAGUGAUUGGUUUUGAUUCCCCUGAUGAGAAUGUCAGGUUGUCUCCUCUGGGGGAAUCCAGGUCUGGGUCCCCAGAGUCCUACAAAACCCAGAUGAGACAAAGCACCAAUAAGUUGACCAGGAAUGGAGACAGUUCCAUUUCACAGCAGAAAUUGGAACUCAGGAUGACCAGCAGAAAGGCAGUGAGCAGACUGCAAGACCUUGCACCAACUAUGACCACAUCCAUGGACACAGAAACUGCUGCUUGCUUGGCAAAACUUGAACAAGAGGACCAAACUGUGGACAGUCUGUCCAGCAUCAGGUCUUUGUCACCAAAAAUUAGCAUGGAAAAAGUGCAAACCAGCAAGCAUACUGAAAGGACUUACAGCACUGAAUCCAAUUAUUUGACAUGUUGUGAGGACAGUGAAGAGUUCUUGAGUGCUGGCAGCAGUAUUGACAAUGCUGGUGAAAUUGACAAGGAUGCAGGGGAUGAUGAUGAAGGACUUGCUGCAUUCAAACUCCUGCAGGGCAGAACUUCUAGAAGAGGAACUUUUGCAGAGAGACUCAGGGAAGCUUUGGAAAGGCAAACUGAAGAGGAGAACAAGUUGCCAGAUGAUGACCAACCCAUAUUGCCCCUGGAUCCUCCAGUGGAUGAAGAGGUAGCAGAUAUCAUCCAAGACAGGCGCCAGUGGCUGGAAUCAAAAACUACAGAAAGCAGUAUUUGCAACAAUCACUCAUCCUUGUCAAGAGGCAACAGCUCAAGAUACAGCUUCAGUUCAGAAUAUGGCUCAGAUGUGGACGAGAUGUGCAACAAGUUCAGUCACUGGUUCAGUCCACCGCAAGAUGGCGCUGACAAGAGGCAGCUCCUGGUGUCUCAGUUUGCGCAAAAGCUGCUCAUCAGGACACUCAGUGAUUCUUUUGCUUCAAUUUGUUCAGCUGACAAUAACGCCAAGAUUUACUCAACAAUGAACAGACGUCCAAAGGUAGAAGGCAAGAGCCAAAGUGUGCCAUCUACAACCCCUGCUGCAGCUCCUACCACCAGCAUCAACAAAAGCAAUGCAGCAAACUGCUCAAGAAGACUUGGGAAUGUUUUGUGUCCUGAUGGGGAGGUUAUCAAAAAAGGUCACCAACACCAAGAGUUAUCCAUUGUCUUAUUGCCACUGAAAAACCACCACAACCCAAAAAAGAGCCCAAGAACAGCAGGACACAGAGCCCAGCAGCAAACCCUCCUGCAUGCUUCUGCUGCUGUAUCCCCAAAGACAGAAGAACCCAUCACUUCUUCACCUCCAGCUGUUGCUAAUCUGAACCCAGAUGUCCUAGAGGGGUUCAGCUACACCCUAGCAGAGACCCUGGUGGAGACUGUCCUGAGAGAAAUGGUCAUCAGCAGAAGGGCAUCCUUGCCAGCUCUGCCAAGCAAACCCUUGCGCAAGGGCAUCCUCAAGAAUCGCAGCAAAAGUUAUUGGCACAUUGGUGCAUCAGAACCUUCAUCAUCAGAGAGUGAUGGUCUGAUGAAACAGCCACUGGCCAGGCUCUUGGCAGAAUCUAGUCUCCUGCAGCGCAGUUCUAGUUGGCAUCAGCUUUUCUUUGACAAGAGAAGAGGUUCUGAUGAGCACAAUAAUUUGGUGAAAACAGCUGGAGCAGGUCCAUCUGAUGCUGUGCAGCCAAACCAAGGCACAGCAGCAGAUUGUUUGUCCAAACUCAAGAAUUUGGCCAUUGUUCCUGGUCUACCCCGACCUCUACUGACGGGGAAUUGGGGCUGUGACAACAAAAUGGGAGACCCACAGCUCAAGUUUCUGCUUCAGUGGCUGGCUGCUAGCAAGUGCAACACUCCCUGUAUGGUGUACUACACUCAGGAUCAUCCAAAACUCAAUCAAGCAGAAGCUGUACUAAACACGCUGCAAUCAUCAGAGUGGACAAUUGGAGAAGUUGUUUGCAUGCUGCUGGAGUACAGCCACGCCCUUCUGGAAUCCCUCCACCAUCAGCAGCAGCAACAGCAGCCAGGAAAUUCGGAAAACUCACCGAAACCGAACCAUCAGGCGAUCAUAUCCGUCGAUUCCCCGGAAACGAACCUUUUUCACUACAUCCUGUCUCCGCAAAGGACCAAGCCUACAAACACUGAGAUGGACACAAAACUUUGAUUCAGAAUUUCUUUUGAGAGAAAAAAAAAAGUAUAAAUAUACAUAUACAUAUAUAUAUAUUGAAAUUGACGCAGUGAAGAAAUAAGAAAUGCCGAAAUUUUUCCAGGAUUCUUUUUCGCAUCAUGAAGA
This is a messenger RNA of Notodromas monacha, 3406 nucleotides long. NCBI's taxonomy places the organism in Eukaryota, Metazoa, Arthropoda, Ostracoda, Podocopida, Cyprididae. The record is from the annotation of a GenBank genome assembly.